UCAAAAGAGAUUUUUUUUUUCUUUUCUUUUUUUUAAUGAAAGUUAAUUUUGUUUUAUAGCCUUUUUUAUGCUGGAAGAUCAAGCCUUUUUCAUAUAAUUUAUGAAUCAAACGUGCUGUGAAAUAUUCUUUAAAAUCUUUGUAUAACAUAUUAUAACUUGUUUUUGCUAUUACAUCUCAUACGCUCGAGCCCUGAUAGCCUAAAUAUUGACUUUCGAAUGUCGAAUAUAAUUUUUAAUCGCCAAUUUGUCAGACAAUUAAAACCCAAACAUCAUGCAAGGCUUCAGCAUCACAAAAUGUCGAUACACACUCAGGCCACAUCUCUUCCCUCCCCUCUGAUCUGUAAACUUUCAGAAGGUAGGCUGUGCUCUGACUGCCUAUGAGGAGAGCAGGAGCCAAACCUGCCAGCCCCUCAAUUUUCUCCACUUCCUGUACUCAAGCGACUGCAUCCCAAAAGAGGGAAAAAAUAGGAAAUAUCCAGCAAACGGCUCUAAAUAAGGCGUCCCGACGAACCGCUCGCGCUCGGCGCGUCUGCUGCCGCUUUACUGACCCAGCACGAAACUUGCUUUAGACGUGUUUGUUAGUUUACAGAUUGACUGUACGGAAGGAAACAGCGAACUGGGUUCAUAUUAGACCGAAUUUGACCGCAUGGGAUAACGAAUCUAUAACAGAAAAAGCUUGAAGCAAUUUGAAGAUAUCGAAAGAGAAGGUUAAGCCGUCAAAUGUAUUGGAAAAAUGAGGCUUUGGCCCCUCUAUCAGAGGGAAAUCAGUUUCUAUCCGAAGGAAUUCCCUCAAAACAGGUGAUCUCUCCAGACUCGCACAGCACACCGGGAGCGUCGCGCUGCGUGGACGGACAACACGGUCGCGCGAUGUCACAGUCUGACGGAGAAUCUCACAGGUCUAAUAUGGAGAAAGAGGACCCUCGCUCGUCGCCCAGUCCGCCCUCGACGCCGUCCAUCUGCUCGCCCAUCUCCAGCGCCUCCUCCGUGCCGUCCACCGGGAAGAACGUGUGCGCGAGCUGCGGCCUCGAGAUCCUGGACAGAUACCUGCUCAAGGUCAAUAAUCUGAUCUGGCACGUGAGGUGUCUGGAGUGUUCCGUUUGCAGGACGUCACUACGUCAACACAGCAGCUGCUACAUCAAAAAUAAAGAAAUCUUCUGUAAAAUGGAUUAUUUCAGGUUUGGUACAAAGUGUGCCCGCUGUGGCCGGCAGAUCUACGCCAGCGACUGGGUACGGCGAGCCAGAGGCAAUGCCUACCAUCUGGCCUGCUUCGCCUGCUUCUCCUGCAAACGCCAGCUGUCCACAGGCGAGGAGUUCGGGCUGGUGGAGGAGAAAGUACUCUGUCGGAUCCAUUACGACACAAUGGUGGAGAACCUGAAACGGGCUGCUGAGAGCGGAAGCGGACUCACUCUGGAGGGGGCGGUGCCGUCAGAACAGGACAGUCAACCAAAACCGGCCAAAAGGGCAAGAACGUCCUUCACUGCAGAACAGCUGCAGGUAAUGCAGGCGCAGUUUGCACAGGACAACAACCCUGACGCUCAGACCCUGCAGAAGUUGGCAGACAUGACAGGACUGAGUAGACGAGUCAUACAGGUUUGGUUUCAAAACUGCAGAGCGAGGCAUAAAAAGCACACCCCCCAGCACAGCGGCCCACCUCAAGCUCACCCGCAGGCCCGCAUGCCCCCCUCGCUGCCCGAUGAGCUGCAUUACUCCCCUUUCGGCAGUCCUGAGAGAGCACGCAUGGUGGCCCUGCACGGGUACAUCGAAAGUUUCACAGGUCAUCCGUUCUCGGUGCUCACCACACAGAGCCUCCCUCAUCAGGCCAUGACGCUGCCGCAGCUCCCUCUCAGCCGCUAACACCCCGCCUCGCACUGACCCCUGACCCCUUCACCCUGACCUCCUGCUCCAAACCUCCGACCCCAGAGGUCGGAUCUGGCUGAAGGAGAGGGUCACGGUCCCUCCUGCUCUUGACCCCUGAACUCGCAAAUAGAGAGAGACUAUUUCCUCUCUGGUUUCAUUGGACAGGAUUUUACUCACCUGCAUCUAGUCACUCUCGGUUAAGGAAAACCGCAUACGUGACCUGUGAAUUUAGGACUUUGUCACCAAGACCAGGAUCUGGACUUUUGGACAAAAA
This is a messenger RNA of Cyprinus carpio (common carp), 2131 nucleotides long. RefSeq names its product LIM/homeobox protein Lhx6-like. Gene Ontology annotation, molecular function: RNA polymerase II transcription regulatory region sequence-specific DNA binding; DNA-binding transcription factor activity, RNA polymerase II-specific. Lineage: Eukaryota; Metazoa; Chordata; Actinopteri; Cypriniformes; Cyprinidae. The coding region runs from base 721 to 1854 and encodes 377 amino acids. The transcript is spliced from 9 exons. Gene Ontology annotation, cellular component: nucleus. Gene Ontology annotation, biological process: neuron differentiation; forebrain neuron development; regulation of transcription by RNA polymerase II. The record is from RefSeq and is a predicted model, not a curated record.